AUGGCAGAAGCUCUCACUACCGUUGGGAUACCUAUUCCCGAACGGACAUUGAGAGACACUGCAAGAAAUAUACACAAUAUAUUGCCCAAAUUCGAAGAAUUGGAGCAAAGCCUUGGCGAGAAGAAAUUAUAUAGUGUCGUUGGUCCUCUGCUAGACACGGCUGAGAUUGCAGAUCUAUCGUCUCCUCACCGUGCUGCUUCCAGUAAUGCACUGUGUGCGUUCAUAGAAACUUGCCAGGCUUCUCGUGCAACCUAUGUCCAGCAUGCUUUACUGUCCGACUCAAUUUGGUUUCGUCUCCUCGAAAUCUUCUUGCAGAGGUCAGAUAAUGCGAAAGGAAAGUCUAUGAGGCAUAUGCUUCUUGCACUUACUAGUGUGUUGCAGAAAAAUGAAGACACUGAAUCAAGUCAACUACUCCGCGAUCGUGCCAUACAAACUUUCCUGGACAUCAUAUGUCUACGCCAUGAUCGUGUCAAGGUCAAACCAGCUCUACAAGGACUAUCGCAUUUUCUUUCGAAAGAUGUAGUCACCCUUGAAAGGCUUAAUCAUCUGUAUGGCCGUCUUGCGGAGGAGGCACCUGGCAAAACGUCGUCAUCUACCCAAUCUCUCCUGCGGAAACUCCUCACAUGGACCGUUCAUCAUGACACGGCCUUGUCAGCAGGCCACUUGAUAAGGAAUUUUCUCAUCCAUGUGCGAAAGAGUUCUUCAGAUACCGAAUCUACUACUCCAGAAGGCUCGGUCCGCCCAUUGUGGAUACAGCCCGUCGUAGAGAUGCUACGUCAAUGGCCAGAUAGGAUGCAAGAAUUCAAGACCCAUGUCUUUCCACAUUGUUUUCUUCCAUAUGUUGACGAGUAUGCGCGAUUCCUAUCUUAUCUUCACUUCAAGGACCACCUUGGGGUAAAUGAAGACUUGCCGGAUUCACUUGAGUUGUACGCGUCACAUGAGACCGGUCUGGAAGGCGCAGAAGAAUUCAAAAUUUUAUUGGCCACCAUUCAGACGGGUAAAGAACUAGGGAUUGUGAAGGAUAUAGAUUUCCGCCACUGCGCAGCUAUCGAGUUGCACGCUGAUGCUAUCCAUAUACCUGAUAAUCUAUUUGCUGUGUGGCUGUCUAAUCCAGAGCCCGAAAUUCGCCUUGCUGGAUUGUUCAUCUCCGUCUACUCCACCGCAGUUACUAGACCACUUACAGCCGGAAUACUCACGUCUAUCAAACGGAACAUCGUGCAUCUACAUACUGAUACUGAUGCAAAUUUCCGCAAGGAGCUGUUGACUCACACACAGCGUUUGUUUGACAGAUUGCGAGGGAGCACGACUGCUCUGUCGAAGCUGGAACCUACUGGGACGAUAAAAGAUGCUAGCGGCAGAAUUAUGAUCGGUCCGCAACGGCGAUCUUCAACACCAGGGCAGACUACAACUCAUCAAGAUUUAUUGCGGGAAUCCAUGGACUUUAUCUCAUGGUACUUGAGAUUUCUUGACUGGGAGCUAAGGUCUACUGCUUCGUAUCAAAGACGGAUCACUGCGUUGAGAUGUCUGACUAUCGUUCUUCGUUCGGGACUGGAUCCACAGGUACCGCAGCGCCAUCUUUCAAAGACUGCCCAGGGUCAGCUACGUUGGGUAUACGGCCACCAUAUCAUCAAUACGAGACUGGUUAGGUCUAUGCUUGAUUUGAUUUUCGACCCAUUCGAUGACAUCCGCAGUACAGCGGUCGCGGCUUUGGAUAUUUGCUUUGAUUGUUUGUCCACGGAAGCUAAAGUUCCCGUCUUGCAAUCAUUCUCAUCUUUACUUCGCCGUGCAAAGGAUACAAUGCUUCGCACCGGACGUGCCGACCAGGCCGAUGGUCUAGCACGAGCAUAUGCACUGUUGUUCUCACAUUGUUCGGAGGAAGUUCCUCUGGGCUUGGAUCCCAAAGUUGGCACAUGGACUAAAUCAGCGAUUGUCGAUAGUUUGAUUACUCACCUGGAGAGCACUAUUGAACUCGCACAACAAGAUUUAUCUAAAGCAGUAAAUGGACAUCCGGUCCAUGGUAUAUUUGCUUCUCUCAGAUACAUUAUUGACCAGGAAACAUUCUAUGCUGAAGUGUCCUCGUCACCAAUAGAAGUGAAGCAGUUUUGGAAGCAAUCACAUGCACGCAUCCGUCGGUGUAUCGAAUCAUUGUGGGCCUGUGUAGAACACGUGCUUUGCGCAGAUGCACCAGAAGGCCACGUUCCGGAUGACUUUGACGAAGCCGAGAGUCUUGAUACUAAGGAAAUUCUCAGCUAUUCAUGGAGAGGGCUAAAGGAAGCAAGUGUUCUACUCCGAACGAUCGUAUCACGGGCACCCAUAGGAUCUGACGCGUCCGAUAUCUUGACGGUGGAGGAAUUUGAAAAACUCGGUAAAUCCUGCUUCACUCAGCUCGUGGAACUUCGACAUCGGGGUGCGUUUUCUACGGUUGCGCAAACCUUUGCCGCAUUUUGUCGUAGAUGCGCCUCUUCAGACGACCAGACACUGCGAGCAUUGCCACUACGAUGGUAUCAGGAAGCGCUGUCUUCGAUUCAAGACAAGGCAACAUCGAUUACUCGGAGAUCUGCUGGAAUACCCUCCCUUAUUACAGGCAUAGUUGCUUCUGAGUCACCACCAGACCCUCUCUUCCGCCGUGCAAUGGAUGACUUGGUUAAGGAGUUAUCCCAGGAGGCCCAUGAUUCCAACAUUGAAGAGAGUCGUCUCCCGCAGGUUCACGCUUUGAAUAGUAUCAAAGAAAUUUACACAACCUCAAAGUUAAGCUCCGUGUCCGAGUCAUAUAUCGGCGAAGGCCUGGACAUAGCAGCCAGGACACUGAGUUCAAAUGUUUGGCCCAUAAGAAACUGUGGGUUAAUGCUGUUCAAGGCAUUGAUUGAAAGACUGUUGGGAAGUGACGAGGCACAAGACUGGAAAGAAGCAGACCGAGCAAGAUCAUCACGAUUCUCAUACAACAAUUACCCAACUCUAGUGGGUAUCCUCAUUGGCCUACUUGAUCCAAAUGGGCCUCUUAAGAAGUCGAUGACCACUGCGGAAGGUGGUUCGCCGAUGGACCUUCACGGCGCCGAAGGUGUAUUCCCAGCUCUUCAGAUAUUGCGACAAGCACCGCCGCCUGAAGAAAGCAGACAGCUAAUCACGCAAUCUGUAUUCCACCUGCUGGGAAGUCCACACUGGCACCUUCGCGACAUGGCUGCCCGGACUAUUGUGUCUUUGAAGUAUCCCCAUGAAUACAUCGACACGGUCGUAACACUUCUCUCUUCCAUUAAGAUAUCGAAGACAUCGCAUAAUGCGCAACACGGAAUUUUAUCAUGUGUAAAAUACCUCUUACGCAAGUAUCUUCAGGAUGAUAGAAUCCUUAGUUCGGAAUUAUUGUCGGAAGCCAUGUCUGCUCUUUUAGAUGCAUCCAAUACCAUAAUUGAGGAGAGCACUUGUCCGUUUACCAAAGCAGCCUUCGCAGACCUUGUUGUCAUAUCCGGGUUACUACUACUCCCGGGUCAGCCACGCUCUACUAAAGCAUUGGAAGCUUGGUCUAGGCUCUACGAGAUCCUUAUAGGCCAACAACUCAAGCUGAAGAAGGCUGUUGCUGCCAGCUCACUUUUCCGAACAGCUGCCAUUCAAGCAUUACUGAUCCAUCACAUCCUCCUGUACGCUGGGAAAGAGAAAACCCUGAUACUUCCGGAGCAUAAGACCGGUUUCAGAGACUGCUUGAUAGUGGAGUCUCAAAAAGAUCCAGACUCGUGUAGUCUCUUGUUGGAUUCGUUCCCACUCAUCAUCCGUCUGGCAAAUACCUCAGCACUAUCCAGAGCUGUUCCCGACUUAUUUGGACACAUACUCUGGCUUACAGUUCACGUAAAGGAUCCUGAAGUUCAAGCCAAGGCCCAAGAGCUUGUAGCAGAUGCUUUCUCCAGAGAUUGGAACCUACGGGACAAAGUGCUCAAGGACUUCCAGGUCGAAGACCUAUCACAAGUACUCGACAAUCUCGAGCAACAAAGCCUGGAAGGGUCGCCAUCCAAUAUGCAGAGCGCGUUGCAUUUGUAUGGAUUUCUGCUUGACUUUGCAUUCAACAAGAGCCUCGCGACAGAACAUCUUCAUCGACUUCCGAACUAUAUCCGCGUGCUCCGAAUGACCAUAAUCGACACAAAUCCAUUUGAUACCCGCUUCGCUGCUGUGCAGUCUUUGGCUGCACUUGAUCAUGUUUGGUCAAUGUCAAUCGAGCUGCUAGAUUCAGACUUGUACCGCGCGUCUAUACUAGGUCUCAGUCUCGUACUAUACGACCUCCUCAAUGAUGACGACGAUGAAGUACGCGAUGUUGCGGCUCUCACAACUUCUCGUCUACUAGCGUCUCGGGGCCUUCAAAGGCAUGCUCAACCAGCAGUGCCCAUCAUUGCCGCGCAACGCCUAGCCACGUUCCUCUCUUCAUCAUACGCAGGAUCUAACAUACUAUGUAAAGAGGGUCUACGACGAUUGACAAACUCUCCUUCCUCUGGUCAUUUGUUCAAGGUUGCCUUCACUGAUAUUCUCACCGACGAAAGGAAGGAAGAUGAUGCCCUUUUCGCACAAGAGAAACAGAACCUUUUCAAGGACGAUACUGCAGAGGUCGCAACAUGGACACGUGUUCUGAAGUCUCUGUCUUCUCCCGCAACGGCUUCACUUGUGGUGAAGCUGAGACUGUGGGUAGUCAACGCGUUGCACGUCCUAGAAGAAACCGCAAAUGGUGAAGUAGACGGAGCAUUGGGAUGGUUGAGCAAACCUGAGGUAUUUGUCUUGGUUCUCAGAGUCAUCUGUGCGGCUGAGGUGGCAUUGAAGUGGGAUCGAUUUGGUGGAACAGAUAUUCGCAAGUCACUGAAUAGUUUCCUUGAAACGGCUCACAAGAGUGACGUUCAUGGACUAUUGAUCGAUAGAGCGGAGAAGGUUUUGGAAGGAGAUGUCGUAGACCUGAUCAGACGAGUGCAUAAAGGUCUGUCGUCAAUUUGAUCAACUUAUAUCAAUUUAAUUUGUGUCUUUGACGUCUAGACGCAGCGCUCGCGUGCUCUUUGAGACCUGAUUUCAAGUGAACUUGACUUACUUGGAGCGAUUCAUCUUGGC
Messenger RNA from Aaosphaeria arxii CBS 175.79, 5073 nucleotides. RefSeq names its product HEAT repeat protein-like protein. Gene Ontology annotation, biological process: tRNA methylation. Gene Ontology annotation, cellular component: cytosol. The transcript is spliced from 9 exons. The coding region runs from base 1 to 4962 and encodes 1653 amino acids. The record is from RefSeq and is a predicted model, not a curated record. NCBI's taxonomy places the organism in Eukaryota, Fungi, Ascomycota, Dothideomycetes, Pleosporales.